UGUUUUGUGGUUUAUAUGUAUUAGAUUUAUUGAAAAAUUCUGGUCAUUUGUCACGUAAUUACAGCAGAUAUAUGGAAAGUUUUUUUUUUUGCCAUAAAAAUGGAAUGAAGUUGCUAAAACUGACGAAAAUUACAUUAUAACAUUUAAUCAUGGAACAAAUAUGCGAAGAACCACAUCUUAAUAUAACAAUAGAUGAAAAUGAAAUUAUUGAUGGUGCUAAAGAAAUAAUUAAAAGAAUUAGGCAAACAUGGCCCUUAGAUAAGCUAAAUUUUAAGAUAUUUACUGAUGGAAUUACAAAUAAACUUAUAGGAGUGUGGUAUUCUGGACAUUACAAUGAUAUGGUUUUGGUCAGGGUAUAUGGGCAUAAAACAGAUUUGCUGAUUAAUCGUAAAGACGAAACAAGAAAUAUUCGAAUAUUAAACAAAGCAGGUUUUACACAUUCGAUUUAUGCUACAUUUAAUAAUGGUUUAGCUUAUCAGUUUAUUGAAGGUAUUACACUUACAACAGAAAUGGUAAGAAAUCCUGAUGUGUAUACUUUGAUUGCUAAGAAAAUGGCUCAAAUGCAUAAACUGAAACCGGAUGAUGCCGAAAUACCCAAAGAUGCAUGUAUUUGGAAUAAAAUAGAAAAAUUUAUGGAAAUUAUGCCAAAAGAAUUUUUCGAUGAACUGAAGCAGACAAGAUUUGUGAAACUUAUAAAACCAGUUAGCGUGUUAAAACAAAAUUAUCAGCUCUUAAAGAAGACACUUUUAGAUUUGAAUAGCGAAGUAGUCUUUGCCCAUAAUGAUUUGCUUCUAGGAAAUGUACUUUACAAUCGGAAGGAAAAUAUUGUUACAUUUAUUGAUUUUGAAUAUACUGCAUACAAUUAUCAAGCUUUUGAUAUAGCUAAUCAUUUCGCAGAAUUUGCUGGUAUUGAUAAUCCUGAUUAUUCUUUGUAUCCUGAAGAAGAAUUGCAAAAAACGUGGCUAAAUAUAUAUCUUCAGGAAUACAAUAAUGUAAACUAUGUACCUGAAAAUGAAAUUAAUUUACUGUAUAUACAAGUAAAUAAAUUUGUUCUUUUGUCACACUUUUUUUGGGGUUGUUGGGGACUUAUACAGAGCGAACAUUCAACAAUUGACUUUGAUUUUUUAAAGUAUGCUGCAAUACGAUUUAAUGAAUAUUUCAAGUGGAAAGAAGAAUACCUUCACAUAAAAUUAUAAAAUUUUAAAUAACUUUUUAUUUUGACGAUUUUAUAUAUUUAAUUGAACUAGCAUUCCUACAGUUUUACUAUAAUCAAUAUUUUACAUUCUGUUAUGUACAAAUGAACAUUUUAUAACAAAAGGUAUAUAUGUA
Molecule: messenger RNA, 1329 nt
Organism: Colletes gigas
Lineage: Eukaryota; Metazoa; Arthropoda; Insecta; Hymenoptera; Colletidae
Gene: eas
Product: ethanolamine kinase 1
Exons: 7
Coding region: 150-1196 (348 amino acids)
Biological process (GO): phosphatidylethanolamine biosynthetic process
Cellular component (GO): cytoplasm
Molecular function (GO): ethanolamine kinase activity
Source: RefSeq, a predicted model, not a curated record